UCUCUGUAAGCCUAUAUAACCGAGGGUGUAGCUGGAGUAGGCACAGUCCAGCCUCAGACAGUCCAGCAACAACAUGAACUCGAAGGUGUUCUUCCUCCUGGCGGGCGUGGCCGUGGCCCUCGCCGCCCCUGACCGCCCCAGGACCAGCUACGGCCCCCCAAGAAGGGACUCCUCCUCCUUCGAGCACUUCUCCCUUUCGUCCGGCUCCGCUGAGUCCUUCGAGCAUUUCCGCCCCGCCUCGGCCUCUGCCGAGUCCUUCGAGCGCUUCGUGCCCAGGUACCGCUCCGCCGAGUCCGGCUCCGAUGAGUCGUACGAGUCGUCCGAGGCCAAGUACGACUUCCAGUGGGCCGUGAACCACCCACCCUCCCGCAACGACUUCGGGCAGCGCGAGGGCCGCGACGGCGACGACACCCAGGGCGUGUACACCGUGGCGCUGCCCGACGGCCGCCGCCAGACCGUCACCUACCACGUGGACGGCGACGACGGCUACAUCGCCGACGUGAAGUACUCCGGCGAGGCGCGCUUCCCCGACUACUCCCGCGAGUCCGGGUCCUACGAGUCCCGCCAGUUCUCCUCCGGCUCCGACGAGUCCUUCGAGACCCGCCGCGUCUACGCCCCCCCCAGCAGGAGCUACCUCUCCCCCAGCUCCAACGAGUCCAAGUAAACCGUGAAGCAGCCCAAGACGAGACCACCGCCCGCCGGGGACAAGACCGCCGCGUCAGCGUCCCCCGAACAAUGCCUGCCGACACAACCAUUCUUCAUUCUUCAGCACUCGGAGCAUCUUCACUAAAUUCCUGUCCUAGUAUUACUUAUUUAUUGAAUAAACUACUCAGAUUA
Molecule: messenger RNA, 837 nt
Organism: Eriocheir sinensis (Chinese mitten crab)
Lineage: Eukaryota; Metazoa; Arthropoda; Malacostraca; Decapoda; Varunidae
Product: pro-resilin-like
Exons: 3
Coding region: 74-664 (196 amino acids)
Cellular component (GO): extracellular matrix
Source: RefSeq, a predicted model, not a curated record